CAUGAGUAAACCAGGUCGCCUUAAUAGAAAAGACUUACCACCUUUACCUGUGAAAAUAUGCGAUGGCAAUAUUUUCCAAAGGUUAGUGAAAUGCUAUUAUUCCUUUAUAAAACCAGAACCAGCCAUGACGGGCACAUUUGUGGAGUAUGGUAGAUUUGUAUGGAUCCAUGAUCAGCUGUCCAUUACCGAACUUUUCCAGUCAGGGUCUUUUGGUAAAGGAGACUUAUCAAGGAGUGAACCUACAUGGCUUAUUAGAAAUAUACAGCAAAAUAAAGAAUCCUUAGAAGAAAUAACAGUCGAAAGAAGAAGAAGAAGAAGAAAUCAAAAAGUGUCAAAUAACGAAAACCUAUUGAAGGCGGAUCAAGUGCUGGACUUGACUUUACAUAAAGACGUUGAAACUUUUCAAUUAGAUUUAUAUGAAGCCUUUUUUUUAGUAUACGCAUUAAAUUCAUUAUUGAUUAAAAAUGCACAUCAGGAACCUUUAUCGAUUGGUGAUUGUUGGUCGUUAUUUUGUAAAUCAAACAAUUUAUUCCAUGUAAAUUACGUAGUAUACCAUUUCUAUAGGAGUCUUGGUUGGGUUCCUAGAAAUGGAUCAAAAUUCGGUGUUGAUUUUGUCUUAUACCAAUCAGGGCCUUCCUACAAGCAUGCGGAUUAUGCAGUAGUGGUUUUACCUAUUUUUCAAGAUAAAAUACCCACAAGAAAAAACUGGGAUUGGUUAUUGCGCUUAAAUCGCAUAUGCACUCAAGUGAAGAAGACAUUAAUAUUGUGCCAUGUAAAUAUUCCUCAUGAUAUUCAAAAUUUUAAUGAGUAUUCCAUUAGACAAGUCAUUUACAAGCGCUGGUCACCUCAGAAAAACAGAGAAUAAUAAAAAGCUUAUAUUAUAACUGGUUUUUCAAAACCCC
Messenger RNA from Mucor mucedo, 902 nucleotides. RefSeq names its product tRNA intron endonuclease. The annotation marks the transcript as partial. Gene Ontology annotation, molecular function: tRNA-intron lyase activity; nucleic acid binding. The transcript has 3 exons. Gene Ontology annotation, biological process: tRNA splicing, via endonucleolytic cleavage and ligation; tRNA-type intron splice site recognition and cleavage. The record is from RefSeq and is a predicted model, not a curated record. Lineage: Eukaryota; Fungi; Mucoromycota; Mucoromycetes; Mucorales; Mucoraceae. Gene Ontology annotation, cellular component: tRNA-intron endonuclease complex.